This is a messenger RNA of Anolis sagrei ordinatus, 4512 nucleotides long. RefSeq names its product abhydrolase domain containing 17C, depalmitoylase (gene ABHD17C). Gene Ontology annotation, biological process: protein depalmitoylation; regulation of postsynapse organization. The record is from RefSeq and is a predicted model, not a curated record. Gene Ontology annotation, cellular component: plasma membrane; endosome membrane. NCBI's taxonomy places the organism in Eukaryota, Metazoa, Chordata, Lepidosauria, Squamata, Anolidae. Gene Ontology annotation, molecular function: palmitoyl-(protein) hydrolase activity.
UUAGCGUCGUCGGGGGAGGUCACCCGGAAGCGGAUCCUGGCAGGCCGUGGAUCUGAGGGAAAGUGGGGGGAGGAGAGGACGAGGAAGGAGCCGAGGCGUGAUGGCCGCCGCCGCCGCUCUGGACGCUGUGCAGUGACUCUUGGGCCCAGUCUCCCCAUGGGACUCCCCGCCUCGGAGGAAGGACGCUGAGCCACUCGCCUUCCCUCAGGGACGCACCGCCAGCCGGGCUGCGGCCUGCUCCUGAGGCUCCGCCGGAGGGGAGAGGGGAGAGGGGGACAGGCUUGGGCCUGAGUGGAAGGCCCACCGGGGAGGGAGUGGGAAGGAGGCUGAGUUUCCACAGAACAGCCCCCCACUAGAGUCCUGGUAAAAAUUCCCCCCCAAAAAUUAUCUAACUCUGUGUGUUAAUUAGAUUUUAAGGAGAAGCCUUACCUUGUUUGGUUUGGCCAAAACAAGAUUACAUUUAGGUUGGGGGCUUGUCACAGAAUAGGCCCCCAUUUGAGUCCUGGUAAUAAUUCCAAAAAAUAUCUAUCUCUGUAUGUUAAUUGGAUUUUAAGGAGAGGCUGUAGCUUGCUUGGUUUGGCCAAAACAAUAUUACAUUUAGGUUGGGGGCUUGCCACAGAAUAGACUCCCAUUUGAGUCCUGGUAAAAAUUCCAAAAAUAUAUUUUUGUGUUAAUUGGAUUUUAAGGAGAAGCCGUAGCUUGUUUGGUUUGGCCAAACCAAUAUUAUAUUUAGAUUGGGGGCCAAACCAAGAUUAUAUUUAGGUUGGGGGCUUGAGCCGGGUUUGCCACAGAAUAGGCCCCUAUUUGAGUCCUGGUAAAAAUUCCAAAAAUAAUAAUAAUUAUCUAUCUCUGUGUGUUAAUUGGAUUUUAAGGAGAAGCCUUAGCUUGUUUGGUUUGGCCAAAACAAGUUUAUAUUUAGGUUGGGGGCUUGAGCUGGGUUUGUCACAAAAUAGGCCCCUAUUUGAGUCCUGGUAAAAAUUCCAAAAAAUUAUCUAUCUCUGUGUGUUAAUUGGAUUUUAAGGAGAAGCCUUAGCUUGCUUGGUUUGGCCAAAACAAUAUUAAAUUUAGGUUGGGGGGCCAAACCAAGAUUAUAUUUAGAUUGGGGGCUUGAGCCAAGUUUGCCACAGAAUAGGCUUCCAUUUGAGUCCUGGUAAAAAUUCCAAAAAAAAUCUAUCUCUGUGCGUUAGAGUACUGGUAAAAAUUUUGGUUUGGCCAAAAAAAAUAUUAUAUUCAGGUUGGGGGUUUUGCCACAGAAUAGGCCCCUAUUUGAGUCCUGGUAAAAAUUCAAAAAAAAUAUCUAUCUCUGUGUGUUAAUUAGAUUUUAAGAAGAAGACUUAGCUUGUUUGGUUUGGCCAAACCAAUAUUAUAUUUAGGUUGGGGGCUUGAGCCGGGUUUGCCACAGAAUAGGCUCCCAUUUGAGUCCUGGUGAAAAUUCCAAAAAAUAUCUAUCUCUCUGUGUUAAUUAGAUUUUAAGAAGAAGCCUUAGCUUGUUUGGUUUGGCCAAAACAAGUUUACAUUUGGGUUGGGGGCUUGAGCUUGGGUUGGUUUGCCACACAAUAGGGCCCCAUUUGAGUCUGGCCAACAUUUCCAAAAAAUAUCUGUCUGUGUGCAAAUUGCAUUUUAAGGAGAAGCCAUUUAAAAUGAUAUAUUUGGGUUCUAGUUCUUGAGGGCCAUGCAGGCCUUUCAGGUCAGAGUUAGGUGACACUUAGAAGGGUCUGCAAAGAGAUUGGUUACUCUUUGGUGCUUGCAGAGCCUGUAAAAAGAUUGGCUGCUCUUCCAUUGGCUGCAGAUUGGAACACAAAGGGCUUGGGUGGCAGGGGUUUCUCCAAACUGAUGCAAAGAAUGUUGUCAGAUCCUGUGAGGCAGGUCAGGACUUCCUGUAGGUACUUCCAUAUAGAGGUCUAGAUUAAUACAGGUUGUUAGUAGUGCUAAUAUGAGCCCCAGCUGGUCUGUGUAGCUUGGGUGAGGCAUUUUCUUUGAACCCCAUUCAGGCCUUUCAGGUCAGAGUUAGGUGACACAUCGAUUGGCCGCUCUUCCAUUGGCUGCAGAUUGGAACACAAAGGUGGCAGGUGUUUCUCCAUACUGAUGCAAACAAUGCUGUCAGAUCCUGUGUGCCAGGUCAGGACUUCCUGAUGGUACUUCCAUAUCGAGUUCUAGAUUAAUUAAAAUUGUUGGUAUUGCUAAUAUGAGCCCCAGCUGGUCUGUGUAGCUUGGGGUGAGGUAUUUUUAUUGAACCCCGUUCCGGCUCGUCGUCCUUCUUUCUUUGCUGCGGUUUCCCAUCAAGCGUCGCCGAUGCCAGAACAAGGCCCCAGAAUGAACGGUUUCUCCUUGGGUGAGCUCUGUUGGCUCUUCUGCUGCCCGCCUUGCCCCAGUCGCAUUGCGGCCAAGCUGGCUUUCUUGCCGCCGGAGCCCACUUACACCGUGAUGCAGCCCGAACAGCAGGAAGGUGGGUCUGCCGUGGGCACACCGACAGGGAGCUGCAGCCUGCACCUGACUGAGCGGGCCGACUGGCAAUAUUCCCAACGGGAGCUGGACGCAGUGGAAGUCUUCUUUUCGCGCACGGCCCGGGAUAACCGGCUAGGAUGCAUGUUUGUGCGCUGCGCCCCUUCCAGCCGGUAUACACUACUGUUCUCCCACGGCAAUGCUGUGGACCUGGGCCAGAUGUGCAGCUUCUACAUUGGCCUAGGCUCUCGCAUCAACUGCAAUGUCUUCUCCUAUGAUUACUCUGGUUACGGAGUGAGCACUGGUAAACCGUCUGAGAAAAACCUUUAUGCAGACAUCGAUGCUGCUUGGCAGGCCCUCAGAACAAGGUAUGGUGUCAGUCCUGAGAAUAUAAUUCUGUAUGGACAAAGUAUCGGAACUGUUCCCACUGUGGACUUGGCAUCCCGGUAUGAGUGCGCAGCUGUAAUUCUUCAUUCACCCUUGAUGUCUGGGUUGCGGGUGGCUUUCCCGGACACUAGGAAAACAUAUUGCUUUGAUGCUUUUCCAAGCAUUGACAAGAUUUCUAAAGUCACCUCUCCUGUGUUGGUGAUCCAUGGCACCGAAGACGAAGUCAUCGAUUUCUCCCAUGGUUUGGCAAUGUACGAGCGAUGUCCCCGAGCGGUGGAGCCCCUCUGGGUGGAAGGGGCUGGCCACAACGACAUAGAGCUUUAUGCACAGUAUCUAGAACGGCUAAAACAGUUCAUAUCACACGAACUCCCGAACUCCUGAAGAAAACCAACUUGAUCUCUCUCUUUUUUCCUUUCUUCUUUUUUUUUUUACCUCAGUUAACUGUGAAUGGAAGAAUUUACCUGUUUUUGCACAUGCAUUAACUGGAUUAGCUGUAAUAGCUUUAUAACUAUGAAGAAAUGCCCUCACAUUGGGGCGGAUCCAAGUGAGUCUUUUUUAUAUAUAUCAGGAAACUAUUGUAACAGUCACUACUGUAAUCCCCAGUGAUUUUUAUAAUAAAAGAAACCUUCAUUAAUGCUAGAAGAGUUGUGGAAAGAAGACUAGCUUUGAAUACGAGGAUAUUACUAGUCCAAUAUAAUAAUAAUUAUAAUUAUAAUAAUGCGUCCGACCUUUCCCUAUCCCGCCCAUGACAUGUUGCUUGUCUCAUUCUUUCAAAUGCUUCCCACCGUCUAGAAUGCCAGCGAGCCUGCACUUCAGCUUCCUAUUUCGUUUAUGGAUUUGUCUAAAAAAGCAUCACUCUCCAUGCAACAUUUCUAACUGUGCUAUUAUCGUAACUGGAAUGUUUUUGUGGUGAUUUCGCAUUGUGGUUUGGGGGAUAUAUUUUUUUUCUCUUUGUGGGCAGCUUUGGCUUUCCCAGUAAAUCAUUUAAUAAAUCCUGGGCACACGCAUCAUUUGCAAAUGGAGCCAAUUCGGGAACGUUUUGUCCGUUUUCUGCAUAUUUAGAACAUGUAAUAUUCUUAAAAAGUCUAUAAUGAUUGACGGCUAACCCUUUUCGUUCUUUUUACUUCAAAAUGUGUAAAUUCAGUCCGAACGAGAGCCGAUUUUUGAAUUUCCUUGUGUAAAGCAUUCCUGAUAGAAGUUUUUAAAAAUAUUGUACAUAUGCGAAUUUACAUUAUGCAUAAUUCCUGAACGGUAGUUUUGAAUUUUAAGUCUAGUUAAUAAAUUCUGGUUUGUAUAUUAAUGUUUUGUUAUAAGUUUGUAUCCCUGCAUUAUUUUGCUAAAUAAAAUUUUUUAUAAGAUUUCCGAGACAGCUAAAAAUAAUACAUAUUUACUUUUGAUGAAUUUAUGUAAAAAAAAAAAAAGCAAUUUUAAUUAAAACUGAUCUUUUUUUGUUUAGGGAAUUUUUUUCAUUCUGACACUGGAAUCGCACAGAAUAUGCAAGACACUUAAAAUCAUUACACUAUAGGGCCUGUGGGGUUUUCUCCCCAUAUUGCACGGCCUUAAAUGUACUGUAAGCCUCUGAUUGUUGUAAAAAUGGAUUGGGAUUGAUUAUGGUUUGUGUAUUUGUUGCCGGAAUGCAACAACAGUGGUUGUAAUGGAAUAAAGGAUGCAUGGAGUAAAAAA